GUUCUAACCGCUGCACACGUAAUUGCGGACAGCAGGUAUUUGCAGGUGCAGCGCACGAACGAUCGCUACAGUGGUGAGAAGUUCCGUGCUCAUGUGGCUGCUGUUUGCCAUGAGAUCGACCUGGCCUUGCUGACAUUGGAGGAAGACGUCGUGUUGGAGGCUGUCAAAGAAAUUGCUCAGCAAGUGCCUGAAGGUCAAGGUUGGUUGAUGGAUCCGGCCUUUUUCUUGCAGAUCGAGGACGCGGUGUCCGAGAUGGAGGAAUUGAACUCAAUUACUUUCGCAGCAGAUUCAGGUGAUCUCGAAGGAGAGUGGAAGGUGCUCUUUAGCUCUUCCAAUAGUUUGAAUGCUGGUACUUUCGGCCUUCUGAACGGUGAGGCACGCCAGGUCAUUCGCACGCGGGAGAGAAAGCUGGUCAACACAUCAUCUUUCUGGCUGGGCUUGUUCCGAAUGGAGUGGACCACGUCUUGGAAAUCCAGGGGCCCUCUCGGUAUGGUGGUGGGCCGGGAGGAUUGGUACCCUAUUCUCCUCGGCUUUCGCAUCGGCUUGAUAUCAGCCUCAACAGAGGGAAUCGUUGAGUGGAAAUGCACAUACACGGACGAGAACUUUCGCAUCUUCCGUGCCUCCAAGGAGAUGGAGCCUUUGAUCGUGGGAUCUGCUACGGAGCUGCCGCGUGUUUUCGACAAGGUUAGAGUUGUGGGCUACCCUGUUGGUGGUGAUGCCUGCAGUGUGACAGAGGGAGUCGUCAGUCGUGUGGAGGUACAAGAGUACUCGCACUCUUUGCGGUUUGGGCUGGCCCUCACAGUCGAUGCAGCCAUUAAUAGUGGCAAUAGCGGUGGGCCUCUGGUGGAUGCUUCCACAGCACACGUUGUUGGGGUUGCCUUUCAGAAAAUGGUCGCCAAGGGUGUCGAGCUCCAGGGGCACGCCGUUCCAUCUCCGGUGAUUCAGCGAUUUCUGGAGGAUGUCGCCAGCGACAGUUCGGAGAGCAGUGACAGCACGCAAACAAUUCGUUUGCGAAUGCCUUCGCUUGGUUGCGACUACCAGUCCCUGGAGCCAGUGGCAUUGCGAGAACAUCUCAAGUUGGAUGGUCGCAGAGGCAUUUUAGUCAGCAGGCUGCACAAUGCGAGCCCCUGA
This is a messenger RNA of Symbiodinium necroappetens, 1131 nucleotides long. The record is from the annotation of a GenBank genome assembly. NCBI's taxonomy places the organism in Eukaryota, Dinophyceae, Suessiales, Symbiodiniaceae.